Molecule: messenger RNA, 911 nt
Organism: Helianthus annuus (common sunflower)
Lineage: Eukaryota; Viridiplantae; Streptophyta; Magnoliopsida; Asterales; Asteraceae
Product: agamous-like MADS-box protein TM6
Exons: 7
Coding region: 75-743 (222 amino acids)
Biological process (GO): positive regulation of transcription by RNA polymerase II
Cellular component (GO): nucleus
Molecular function (GO): protein dimerization activity; RNA polymerase II cis-regulatory region sequence-specific DNA binding; DNA-binding transcription factor activity, RNA polymerase II-specific
Source: RefSeq, a predicted model, not a curated record
UUUGAUUAUUUCUUACGUAUACAGUUUGUUUCACAGGAGAAAAUCUAGAGAGAGAAAGCUAGAGAGAGAGAGAGAUGGGGAGGGGGAGGAUAGAGAUAAAGAAAAUAGAAAACAAUACAAACAGGCAGGUGACAUACUCAAAGAGAAGAAAUGGGAUAUUCAAGAAGGCUCAUGAGCUCACUGUUCUUUGUGAUGCCAAGGUUUCUCUUAUUAUGUUCUCCAACACAGGAAAGUUCCAUGAGUACAUCAGCCCUUCUACAACGACUAAGAAGAUUUAUGAUAUGUAUCAGACUACUCUAGGGUUUGAUCUCUGGAGCUCCCAUUAUGAGAGGAUGCAAGAAACAUUGAAGAAGCUUAAAGAUAGCAACAAUAAACUUAGGAGAGAGAUCAGGCAAAGAGUGCUUGGUGAAGAUUUAGAUGGUUUGGACAUGAAUGAUCUAACCAUACUCGAGCAACACAUGCAAGAUUCACUCACGGUUGUGCGAGAACGCAAGUAUCACGUGAUCAAAACUCAAACCGACACCUGCAGGAAGAGGGUGAAGAAUUUGGAGCAAAGAAAUUGUAAUCUUCGACUAGACUAUGACACAAUACACCAGUUGGAGAAGAAAUAUGGCAUGGUAGAGAAUGAAGUAGGCUACGAGUCCACGAUUGCAUAUUCAAAUCUCUACGGCUUUUGUGAGAACCCGAACAACAACAUUAUCCAUGGUUCAGGUUACGAGCCUCAUGGUCUUCGCCUCGAUUGAGUUUUUAAUUGGCGCGAUGUAAUAUACACUGGCUAUUGGUGGUUAAAGUGGUCAUUAGAAGUAUGUUAACUAAGUAGCUAGCUAGUUAGCUGAUCAGUGCUGACCAUAAUGUGACAAAGUUUAUCUAUAACUCUUUAUUUAUGGAUAUUGAGAAAACUUUUUUCUAUA